UAAAUCAGUAAUAUAAAAGAAACAGGAGUUUCAGUUUGUAACAGACAGCUGUUUUGAGAAAGAAAAAACCAGAAACGCACUCUUUGGUUCGAAAACCUUAAUCAGACUCUUCUGAUUUUUGAGGAACUGAUAAAAUGGAGGAUGUCGAGAGAUUGACAGCGUUGAAGAUGGCAUAUGCAGAUAUAAUGUUGAACACCACGAAGGAGGCAGCAGCCAGGAUUAUGUCAUCAGAAACUAAGGUAGCUCGGUAUCAGCAUGAGCUGAAGGUUGCAAAAGAGGAAGGGCUGCGAAUGCUACUACGCCUUAAACAAAUGAUGGAUUCUGAGAUAAGGGAAGCAGAAGCAACAUCUUCGAAUCAGCAGAAGAAGAUUGAAGAAGUUGAAGCUCAGCUCCAGGAAGCAGAGGAUAUUGUCAAAGAUCUCAGAGAAGAGUUGAGAGAGGUGCAGGCUGAACUGGAGCGGGUGAAAAACAAAAACAUGCUGUUAGUAGAUGAACCUGAUUAUGCUUGUCCAAGAGAAAUACCAGAUAGAAUAUAUUCUGCUCAAUCCGUUACAUUUGUUGAACCAAAUUUACAGAAUGAAUCCUCUGGAACUUCUGAUGUUAGGAUUCUACAUCCUUACCAGACACACAAGGUUCAGAAGUGCUACAACAAGACACUUAGUAUGAACAAUUCAUGUAUUGGAAGUCCAGAUUUGCCUUCUAUAAUACUGAGAAAGAAAGAAUCUGGAUUGUACCGAAAGGGGUGCACGUAUAGAAUUCGUGCAUGUGAAAGGAAUCUGUUGGAUGGAGAAUCAUAUUGUUCUGGGAAACAUGAUAAAGUGAUGGAUACAAGUGUCAGAGGGCUUGAAGAGGGUAAAGAUACCUUUAUAGAACCAGCUCAUGGGACUAAAAUUUUAAGUGAUCGUGAGACGAAUCUAUUAGCGGGUGUCAAGCUUACCAGAACUGAAUCUUUCGUUUGGAAAAGGAAAAGAGCUAUCAGGCGAAGGAAAUAUUUAACAUCCCCACAUGGGGAUCAAUCUGAUGUGCAACUGAAACCUAUUCAGGUAAUUGAUGCUAAUUCAGGUGAGAAUCUUUCCAAGAUGGCUCCAAGAUGGUUCCUGCAUAAACCUCAACCAGGAAUUCAGACAAGAUGCGCAGAAUCUUCUGAAAAGGAAGCAGUUAUUGUGGAAUGCUGUGAUGCUGAAGAGCGAAUGUGCCAGGAUGAAGCAUUGAUUGAAAAUUUGCUGCUUUUGAGACAGGAAACUGAACCUGCAGAGAGUUCAAGGACCCCAUGCGAUAAACUGGAUGCUGAAAAUUUGCUAGCGAACGAUUUGGUGUCAAACUCUUCUGAUAUUACUAGUGGGUAUCCUGAUCAAGCUAGAAGGGAAAGAGUUAUUAAGUACACAUUUCAGAGGAAGCGGAAGAGACAGAAUUCAAGUGGAGCUGAUGUGAAUUUGUCUCUUGAAACUGAUAAUUUGGAAAGACAAUCAGGGAAUAAUCAAAAUGGUAAUCAGGACCUAGAUCUGCAGAAGCCAAGCUUGGAAACCGAAUCAUUUGAAGACGAUCUGCCAUUAGCACUAGUUGCUCGUCAGCUUUUAUCUCUGUCUAAGAAGUGGUAGCUGUAAAUGCCUGAAUUUCAUCCUUCCAUGAAGAAUGCUGGAAAGGCGAAUGAUAAAAUUUUCAGGGAUCUGGUCGUGAAGAUGCAGACCAUCCAUGAAGCUGACCAUUUAUAUUUAAGAGAGUUGGAAUUCUAAUCGCAUAAAGUGUUACCAUUGCCUGUAGUUUCCAGUGUCUCAAUUCUAGUACCUUAAAAUGUUGCCAACUUUAGAUGUCUUUUGCCAGAGAGUUUCGAUUUUUUGUUGACGAGAUAUUUUCCAUUUUACAAAGUGGUAUGUAAAUUAUUGCUAUCGUCUUUCUCCUGUCGUUGCAUUUCUGAUGAAUCAUCUAUAAAAAUAUUGUGGAACUUGAAUUA
This is a messenger RNA of Olea europaea var. sylvestris, 1951 nucleotides long. RefSeq lists its product as uncharacterized. The record is from RefSeq and is a predicted model, not a curated record. The coding region runs from base 135 to 1598 and encodes 487 amino acids. Lineage: Eukaryota; Viridiplantae; Streptophyta; Magnoliopsida; Lamiales; Oleaceae. The transcript is spliced from 4 exons.